This is a messenger RNA of Talaromyces rugulosus, 1095 nucleotides long. RefSeq lists its product as uncharacterized. The record is from RefSeq and is a predicted model, not a curated record. The transcript has 5 exons. Lineage: Eukaryota; Fungi; Ascomycota; Eurotiomycetes; Eurotiales; Trichocomaceae. Bases 1 to 1095 code for a protein of 364 amino acids. Gene Ontology annotation, cellular component: cytoplasm. Gene Ontology annotation, molecular function: 2-oxoglutarate-dependent dioxygenase activity.
AUGGCCACCCAAACAGAAACACAAGCAUCUCUGCACACCGAGCUCAAAGCUGCUUUUGACGAGAAAACACAUGACGGGUACAAGUACGCCGGCUAUCUCCCGGUCUACGACAACAUAACCAAAUUUCCACCAACGGAAUCAUUCGAGUUUCACGAUCGUGGUCUAGACGCAGACAAGUCAAAGCCAAAUCUUCUCCAGACUGGAAACCCGGAUGUGAUUGUGGACAAAUUAACGCCCCGGGUUGGCACUGAGAUUCGUGGACUGCAGCUCUCCAGCCUUACCGAUGCGCAGAAAAAUGAGCUUGCCCUGCUGAUUGCUGAGCGUGGCGUCGUGGUAUUUCGGGACCAGGACUUCAAGAAUAUAGGCUCUGAGAAGCAGAAAGAAUUUGGUGAAUAUUUUGGUAAAUUGCACAUUCACCCAGUCGGUGCACAUGUUGACGGCCAUCUUGAGUUCCACAACAUCUAUCUCGGCCCUGACAAUCUCUAUCGAGCAACCUUUAAAUCGAAUAAAUUGACGUCAACUGGUUAUCAUUCCGACGUAUCGUACGAACACCAGACACCCGGAAUCACUAUACUCACCCUCCUCUCUGUCCCAUCUACUGGGGGCGACACUGGCUGGGUGUCGCAGACAGUAGCAUACGAGAGACUUUCUGACCCAAUUAAGCAGCUUCUUGAAGGUCUGAAGGCCGAGCAUAGUGGGUUUCCGCAGGCCGAAAGUGCUACAAGAGAUGGCAAAUUUGUCAGACGGGAUCCUGUCCGCUCGUUCCAUCCGGUCGUUAGAGUACACCCAGUCACUGGGAAGAAGGCAUUGUUCGUAAACCCCGGGUUCACGAAAAGAAUUAUAGGACUCAAGGACGAGGAGUCUGACGCUAUUUUACAGCUUCUAUUCAACCAUAUUAGACAUGGACAAGAUUUCCAAGUCCGCGUAAAAUGGGAUGACCGCACAGUCUCUCUGUGGGAUAAUCGUGUUACAGCACAUACCGCUAUUUCAGAUUACGAUGUGACCAACCCUGAGGAGGGCCUUCGCCAUGGAUUUCGUAUUACAACACUGUCAGAGAAGCCACAAGGCGUAAAUGGAUUAGAGUCUGAGUGGUAG